This is a messenger RNA of Elephantulus edwardii (Cape elephant shrew), 1257 nucleotides long. It is a transcript of the gene SMARCB1, whose product is annotated as SWI/SNF related, matrix associated, actin dependent regulator of chromatin, subfamily b, member 1. Lineage: Eukaryota; Metazoa; Chordata; Mammalia; Macroscelidea; Macroscelididae. Gene Ontology annotation, cellular component: nuclear chromosome; nucleus. Gene Ontology annotation, molecular function: transcription coregulator activity. The record is from RefSeq and is a predicted model, not a curated record. The transcript has 9 exons. The coding region runs from base 91 to 1248 and encodes 385 amino acids. Gene Ontology annotation, biological process: regulation of transcription by RNA polymerase II; chromatin remodeling.
UCAGCUCCUCUCGGCGCGGCGCAUCUCGGCCCGCCUCAGCCCUCCCGGCCUUUCGUAGUCUGGCCCCGGCCGACCGCCUCUGUUGCCGCAAUGAUGAUGAUGGCGCUAAGCAAGACCUUCGGGCAGAAGCCCGUCAAGUUCCAGCUGGAGGACGAUGGCGAAUUCUACAUGAUAGGAUCUGAGGUGGGGAACUACCUUCGUAUGUUCCGAGGUUCUCUGUACAAGAGGUACCCCUCACUGUGGAGGCGGCUAGCCACUGUGGAAGAAAGGAAGAAAAUAGUUGCAUCGUCACAUGGUAAAAAAACAAAACCUAACACUAAGGAUCAUGGCUACACGACGCUGGCCACUAGCGUGACCCUCCUGAAGGCCUCAGAGGUAGAAGAGAUCCUGGAUGGCAAUGACGAGAAGUACAAGGCUGUCUCCAUUAGCACAGAGCCUCCCACCUACCUCAGGGAACAGAAAGCCAAGAGGAACAGCCAGUGGGUGCCCACCCUGCCCAAUAGCUCCCACCACCUGGACGCUGUGCCCUGUUCCACCACCAUCAACAGGAACCGCAUGGGCCGAGACAAGAAGAGGACCUUCCCUCUCUGCUUUGAUGACCACGACCCUGCCGUCAUCCACGAGAAUGCCUCCCAGCCUGAGGUGCUGGUGCCCAUCCGACUGGACAUGGAGAUUGAUGGGCAGAAGUUGCGGGACGCCUUCACCUGGAACAUGAAUGAGAAGCUGAUGACGCCUGAGAUGUUCUCGGAAAUUCUCUGUGAUGACCUGGACUUGAACCCAUUGACGUUUGUACCAGCCAUCGCCUCAGCCAUCCGGCAGCAGAUCGAGUCCUACCCCACAGACAGCAUCCUGGAGGAUCAAUCUGACCAGCGGGUCAUCAUUAAGCUGAACAUCCACGUGGGCAACAUUUCUCUGGUGGACCAGUUUGAGUGGGAUAUGUCGGAGAGGGAGAACUCGCCUGAAAAGUUUGCCUUGAAGCUGUGCUCAGAGCUGGGCCUGGGCGGGGAGUUCGUGACAACCAUUGCCUACAGCAUCCGAGGGCAGCUGAGCUGGCACCAGAAGACCUAUGCCUUCAGCGAGAACCCCUUGCCAACGGUGGAGAUAGCCAUCCGUAACACGGGCGACGCCGACCAGUGGUGCCCCCUGCUGGAGACCCUGACGGACGCCGAGAUGGAGAAGAAGAUCCGUGACCAGGACAGAAACACCAGACGGAUGCGACGUCUCGCCAACACCGCCCCAGCCUGGUAGCUGCAGCAC